Molecule: messenger RNA, 1833 nt
Organism: Fusarium vanettenii 77-13-4
Lineage: Eukaryota; Fungi; Ascomycota; Sordariomycetes; Hypocreales; Nectriaceae
Exons: 4
Coding region: 1-1833 (610 amino acids)
Source: RefSeq, a predicted model, not a curated record
AUGGGGCUGGUUCAUCAUGGUUUGGACCUUUUCAACUAUGAUCAGAGCGUCUGCUCCAGUCAGGUUCUGAUCACUGCCAACGGCACACCCUCCAACAUCGAGUACGACGAGUACGUUGUCUAUAAGCGACCUGAAGAGUCGGGACCGGCAACCCUUAGAGAGCACGUAGUAGAGGAAGAUGAGCAUAUUGCCCAUCACUUUACGCGUGAUGACGCUCCUGGAAAUAUCCUAUUUGACAAGGCAUUCCGUCACGGGUUUCUCCUUGAUCGCAAUGUCAUCUGCUUUAAGCGCAAGACCAUCUAUGACGGUGGCCGCGACAUUCUCAGCAUGACCGUCGAUGAUCUGGCAGCCAUGGACCUGCAUCCUGCCACUCUGCAGUACUCGACCCGUACGACUACAGAGUCAAGGUUCUGGUCCAAGGACGGAUCACGCCUGAGCAUUAUCCUCGCAUUCUCCGAGAUGCCCAAGACGCCCUGCGACUUUCUCUCCAUGACUUACAACGUCAAGGAGCGCACAGCGACUAUCCUAGUCCGACAGUCCUGGGAGCCAAGGCGGCACAGCCUCGACGACCUCGACGAGUACGACCACCGCCUCGAGUCAUGCAGGACUCACUGGGCGCACCCCCUGAUCACGCCAGUGGUGCUGCUUCAAGUGCAAUUUAUGCGAUGUGAAGAGGCAGUUAUCGAGAACAACUCUAAUGUCGCUAAUCUUGAGUACGAUGUCAGCAACAUCGCUGGUUUUGAACAGCAGGACUUGCCGGGGGGUCGACGCCUCAGCCGGACCUUUAGCAACGGUAAGGACGGAGCCAGGAUCGCUUGGGGACCCAUGACCAUGACAAAGCUCAUGAAGAGGGCGCACGAGGUUCUCAAGGACACCAUCAAGUUGUUGGACACAAUCCGCUGGAUGGAGCGUGCCGUCAAGGUCUUGAUUCUCGCCGGUGACGAACUCACUGAGCGCAUGGGAAGUUCUGUUCAACCGUUUGGCCAGGAUCUCAGCAUGUUGAGCCCUAUCUUCAUUGAUACUGAGCGAGGACCUGCUCCUGUGAGCCCAGUUCUGCCCCCCAAGAACCUGCCUAAGCUUCGACUGCCCGAUGAAGAUAGCGAUGGUGACUCGCUGGGACCGCAUUGGCAUGAAAUCAGACAGUAUCUUGAUGGAUUGCUGCGUCUAUGCAUGGGCCUUGAGACGGAUAGGCGAAUGUCCGAGGCCAGAUGCCGUGCCCAAAUUGACAUGAUCUACAGUAAGAUGGCCCAGGAGGACAACAUCCUCAACGCUCGCAUGGCAGUGGCAUCAACCCGCGACAGCUCUUCCAUGAAGGCUCUGGCUGUCAUCACGGCCAUCUUCCUUCCCGGCGAGUUUCUCGGCACACUCUUUGGCAUGUCUAUGUUUGACUGGCUCGGGCCCGACGAAGAGGACAAUGGAGACGAAAAGGCACCUAUGGCCCAGUCAGUGAAGGUCAACCGGUUCGGGGAGAACUUCUGGUACUACUGGGCCACGGCGAUCCCCCUGACGCUGGUAAUCCUCUUCGUCUGGCGCGCUUGGUGGGUGACUCAGGACCGCUACUUUCGUCGCCACCUCUCGCAAGAGCUCAGCGAGGAACGGUACUGGACGGCCGACGGAAAGCCUCGCCAGCUGGAACGAAGCUUCCUCUGGGACUUUUUCUACCUGUCGGCGAGGCGGGACGAGCGACCCCGACAUACCGAGGAGCUGGCCGACCUCGAGACCAUUGACUCCGGGAAGAACGGCUACGAAGGUCAAGCCAGUGCGAGGCAACGACAGAUUCUGGCAACGAGGAAAUGGAGUCUUAGCCAGAGGGCUGGUGCUGUAUCUGUGUGA